Molecule: messenger RNA, 1278 nt
Organism: Orbilia oligospora ATCC 24927
Lineage: Eukaryota; Fungi; Ascomycota; Orbiliomycetes; Orbiliales; Orbiliaceae
Exons: 2
Coding region: 1-1278 (425 amino acids)
Biological process (GO): fatty acid beta-oxidation; phenylacetate catabolic process
Cellular component (GO): peroxisome
Molecular function (GO): acetyl-CoA C-acyltransferase activity
Source: RefSeq, a predicted model, not a curated record
AUGCCCCUCCCCCGCGGUCUCCCCGCGAUCCUCGCGAAAAAUCCUACAGACAUAAUUAUCGCCUCUGCACUACGAACUCCGGUCACCAGGGCUCUCAAAGGCGGCCUCGCAGCUACUCACCCGGAAGAAUUACUUUCUACCGUUCUUUCCGCCACUCUCAACCGUACAAAGAUAUCCCCUUCAGAAGUCAAAGACAUCCUAGUCGGCUGCGUUCUACAAACACUAGGUGGACAGAAGGCAUCAGCGGCAGCUGUUAAACAUGUUGGGUUCCCGAGUACCACGACUGUUGCAACGGUUAAUCGGCAAUGUAGCAGUUCUGCAUAUUCGAUGACAUUACUCGCGAAUACCAUCCGUGCGAAUAUCGAUACUGGAUUGGAUGGGGGAACGGACUGUGCGAUAGCAGCUGGCACGGAAAGCAUGAGCUUAGAUUACUUCCCACACAGGGGGAUUCCAUGGCGGGUUGCAGAAGGGGUGGGGAAGAAGAGUCCCAUACAAGAUGCGCGUGACGUAUUGAUGCCUAUGGGGAUUACAAGUGAGAAUGUAGCGAAGGAAUUGGGUGUUUCUAGGGAGGAGCAAGACAGAUUUGCUAUGGAGAGUCAUAGGAAAGCUGCAGGAGCGUGGGAGAAAGGGUGGUUUGAGGAUGAGGUGGUCGAGGUAAAUGCGAGGAAAUUAGUUAAAAAAGAAGGCGAGGUUGACGCUGAUGGGAAGGAAAUUGUGGAAGAAAGCUGGGAGAUAGUCAAGAGGGAUGAUGGCGUGAGAAAGGGAUUGAAUAUGGAAAAACUUGGGAAUUUGAAGCCGGCAUUCACUGAGGAUGGGACCACAACGGCGGGGAAUUCUUCCCAAAUAUCUGAUGGGGCCGCUGCCGUUCUCCUCAUGACUCGAGCUAAAGCAGAAUCUCUAGGCAUCAAGCCGAUUGGAAAAUACGUUUCAGGUACGGUCAUGGGAGUCUCUCCUCGCCUCAUGGGCAUUGCUCUGGCAGUAGCGGUACCUGAAUUGCUCCGAUUAACCGGUAUCGACAAAUCGGAAGUUGAUGUUUGGGAACUUAACGAAGCCUUCGGAUCGCAGAGUGUCUACUGCAUCAGGGAAUUGGGAAUUGAUCCGGAAAAGGUAAAUCCGAUGGGUGGAGCCAUCGCUUUGGGGCACCCCCUCGGUGCCACAGGAGCGAGGAUCGUCGCUACCCUACUUAACGGGUUGGAAAAGACGGGUGGAAAAAUCGGAGUUUUAUCAAUGUGCGCUUCCACAGGCCAGGGGUAUGCCGGGAUGGUCGUACGAGAGUAA